AAGACCUCAUUAAUGCAACCUGCAUCCUAGCUAAACAGGAGUUAACAUUUCGUGGUAACGAUGAGCGUGUAAGCUCUUCUAAACGUGGCAUAUAUGUAGAACGAUUACAUGGUUUUGCUGAGAAAGAUGAAAGGUUAGCUAGACAUUUGGACAUAUCCACUGUGUUUUCUGGCUUGUCAAAUAGAACACAGAACGAUUUAAUUGAAGCAAUCCUCUCCAUUGAGGCGGAGAGAUUUUUUUAAAGUAAAGGAAAAUAAGGAGUACUUUUACAAAAACGGCGUAGGUUUGCAUAGGGACGGUAGGGACAUAACACUACCAACUUUUCAGGAUGCUAAAAUUGUCCCCACCAACUUUUAAGCAACCUUACCUUUUUUUGCAUGAUAUAAUGUUCAGUUAUAUAGAGAAUUUAGAUCUUUCAAUAGUUCCAUAUGUUGUAAGGAUAGAAUUGACCCUACCAUUAUAAAGUGAAUUAUUUUCAUUAUGCUUGCUAAUAAAAACCAGACAUGGAAGUUUUCAAAAUGUUUCUUUAGUAUUUUUUGAAAACAAAGGUUUGAAUCGAACAGUAUAUCAUCUGAACCAAUGCACGUAAAAGUUAUUAUCAGUAGAUGGAUUUAUUUUGCAUUGAUCAUUUUUGCCUAUUAAUUAAUUAGGUUCAUAUACAUGAGAAAUGUGGCCCUUUGCCCCCUUCAUGCAAUCUGUUUGGUCUUAUUAAUGUCCCGUCCCCAGCAAAAAGUGUACCUACAUGCAGGUUAUGCUGUUAUAUCAUCCCUCCGAAUGUUGUGACCAAACCUAUGCCCUUCCAAAGUAACGGCGGUUUUUGUGGUGAAGGACAGCCGCAAGACCACAAACAGUUUUCAUUUCAAUCUUAUAAAAACAAAAAAAGAGCUUAGAUUAAGAAAAAUACAAUAGAAUAUUUAAAAACUAAAUUUUGGAUUUAAAUAAAAUAUCCUUUGUUUUUCUUUUCACAUUUUUUGUUUAGCAAUCUGUAAUAAAUUGAUUAAAGUAUCAGAAUUAAAAGUUUUAAAAACAACUGAAUAUUUCACUAAAGGUCAGAAUUGAAUUCUGUGGUUUUGUACACCACUCUUUACUCUCAUUUAUGUUGCAUGAAUUAUAGAAUUGCGACGGCCAACACAUUGAGGGUGUAGAGCAAAUGCAUGUUAUUUUCUUACUUUUACGUAUCGAUAAUAUGUACCGUGUGUGCGUGUUUUGUGAAGAAUGCUGCUGAGAUAUGAAAUAACCAGUAGCCAAUUGAAUAAGCUACCCUUUAUGGUUUAUAUAUUUGGAAAUCUGACACUAAAGGAGUCAGUGCCUCACCAACCAUGAACCUUACCGCACGUCACUGGUUAGGAGUUGGAUGGCACAUGAACUUAUUGGUGCCUGUGUUGCUUGUAAGGUAUGAUGGAGAGUUAGCCAGUAAAGGGCAGCCUUCAUCCUUUAGCUUGUUUUGUUAUUAUUCAUUAUUUUACAGUGCCAAUGAGUGCACUAUAAAGGAUAAAAGUUAACCAUCUUCUAUUUGCCCAAGAACAUUUCAAAUGUUUGUCUUUAAUAUGACCCCACAAAGCUGUUUUACUCAAUGACAGAAAUGAUGUCGUUAUGAGCUUGCGUCCGCAUAAAAGUCACCAAUUGUCCAAAGCAGUCUUUUAAUUGUUACACAUGUAACUUGCAUCAUUGUUGUGAUACAGACUUUUCCAUGCUUGUAUUCUGCUUUAGUUAGCUUCAGUUCAGUUUUUCUUUUUUUCAUUCUUUCUUUCUUGUCUUUUUUUUUUUUUUUUUAAAGAGUGCAGAGUGGCUGGCGUUGGCGUGUGCUCACAUGCCCGAGCGGUUUGUGGUGGAGCUGGCAUUUUGUGUUGCCCAAGGUGGAUUUGGUCAUGCCCAGGACAUCAGUCAGAACACCCUGGAGGUCAUCGUGAGGUCUUAAUCGUCCCAUCCGAAGGUGCUUUGCCAGUGUAGUGUGGAGAAUCAUGCACUUGCUGAACGGAGCGGCCGCUAUACUGCAAAGGCCCAAACCUUGACAACAGUCUCACGAUGGGAAACGUGGAGAGCCAAAACGGCGAGAACGCCAUCCACGGCGUCUCGGCCGGCCACCUCUCCCGUAAGCACGCGUCUUCGCGCUCUCUCCGCCUGUCCUCCGUCGCCAAGCAUCCGGUGCCCCGCCGCCCUCGCCACUCUAUGUCGGCCAAGCAUCCGGAGCGGCACCGCAACUCCGCAUCGUCAACACGUUCCUCCAGCACACCCAGCAUCCCAUCGGAAGCCUUCGACGCUGACGACUCGGGCGGCCUGGCCGACUUUGGCGUCGACCCGCAUUGGACUCAGCGUCUGGACAUCACCUUAAGGCCUGAGGAUCACGAUGCCCUUGCCACGUCCACCCUCGAUGAGUCCGAGGCGGACGCGUCCGCUCGUGACGACGAGCGCUCAGCUUUCAAGAAGAAGCGCUCCAAGUCGGCCGACAUGUGGCGGGAGGACAGCUUGGAGUUCUCGCUGUCGGACCUUAGUCAGGAACACAUGACCAGCACAGAGGAGAUGGUGGAUGGGGGAGAGGAAGAUGAGGAUGAAGAGGAAGAAGACGUUCAGUUCAGUCGAUCGCCCAGGCGACAAAAAGGUUCAGCAGAGCGUGCAUCGUCUCUAGACCACCUAUGCAGCCACCAGAGCGCGGGCCUCAGGAGCCACUGCAGAGAUGAGGAGCGGGACGGUGCUGACUCCGUCCCUGGGCCGAUGUCUACGGGCGAGGAGGAAGGCGGCGGCGCGUAUGGAGCCUUCACGCUCCCGUGCCGACGUUCACACUGCCUCUCGGAGGGCCUGACCGGGUUGGGCUUGGCGGCCCCGCCCACGCGACCUGUUUUUCAGGGACGUCGUGCGCAAACUACUCAGGAUAUCUCAGCCGCACUGGGCGAGGGCAGUGAGUACGGCGACAGCGGCAUCGAUGGUGUGGUGGCUGAGGCUGAGGCGGAGACAGCAGCAGAUGGCGAGCCGUUUUCACGGCGCUGCAAGGCCAUGUCUGCGUCCUUUUCUGUAUAUUCGGCCGUCGAGGGUGCCCUCUUCGGGAACGGGAGUGACAGCGGCAGCAGCAGCGCCGGCGCGACGGAAGCGCGAGGUGGCGGAGGUGUCUAUGAAAACUUCCGCAAGGAGCUGGACAAUCAGACACACCAAGGCCGGGACCCUUCAGAGGAGGCGUGCUCGGCGGUCAGCGACGAACGGAGCAGCGGCACGCUCAGCACCGUGUACCUGUCGGAGUCUGCGGCAGCUGCGGCCCGCGCCCACGGCGCCACGGUGCGCAAGGCGGGAGCGCUGGCCGUCAAGAACUUCCUGGUGCACAAGAAGAACAAGAAAGUGGAGCCGGCCGCCAGACGCAAGUGGAAACACUACUGGGUUUCGCUAAAAGGCUGCACGUUGUUCCUGUACGAAUCGGACGGCCGCUCGGGCAUCGACCAUAACAGCGUUCCAAAGCACUCGCUGUGGGCCGAGAACGCCAUCGUGCAAGCGGUGCCUGAACACCCCAAGAAAGAUUUUGUCUUCUGUCUCAGCAACUCAGCCGGAGACGCCUUCCUCUUCCAGACAUCGGGCCAGACAGAGCUGGAGAACUGGAUCACUGCGAUCCAUUCGGCGUGCGCCGCCGCCCUGGCCCGCCAGCACCACCGCGACGACACAGUGCGCCUGUUGCGGGCUGAAAUCCGCAAACUGGAGCAAAAGAUCGAUAUGGAUGAGAAGAUGAAGAAGAUGGGCGACAUGCAAUUGUCCACUGUCACCGAUGCUAAGAAGAGGAAGACUAUUCUGGAGCAGAUCUUCCUGUGGGAGCAGAACCUAGAGCGUUUCCACAUGGACCUGUUCCGCUGUCGCUGCUACCUGGCCAGUUUGCAGGGAGGCGAGCCCCCCAACCCCAAGCGCUUGUUGGGAUUCGCCUCGCGGCCCACCAAGCUGGCCAUGGGGCGCUUGGGCAUCUUCUCCGUGUCUUCCUUUCAUGCUCUGGUGUCUGCGCGCACAGAGCUGGGCGUGAAGCGACGCAGCCACGCCACGCCUUCUCGCACCUUCAGCAAACGGCGCAGUCGAUUCUCGUCGCUGUGGGGGCUCGAUACUGCUUCCCGCAGGAAGUCCAAGACGCUGCACCCUGCCAUCAGCCAGGUGUUUGUUCAAGCCGUCGAGCCGGCCAAAGCGCCCAUGGAGGCCACGUAUGAAGAGUCUGCGAGUGAUAAAUCUAGGGAUCGAGACAUUUUGGUGAAAAGUCUUCCUCAGCUGGCCCUGGACAACGACGUCUGGCUCCAAGAGAGCCUGGCCCCCUCCUGGGUGUGCCUGCCUGACGACAAGCCCGUCCUGGCUGUGGUGCAGCCUGGCGACACGGCGCUGGAGGUCUUGAGUGCUGUCUGCAAGACAAACAAACUGGACCCUUCCGGACACUACCUACGCCUAAAGGUAGCUACUGAUGACCGCACGCUCCUCUACAUACCAAAACCUGAUGAGGACAUCUAUGAUGUGCUGUACCGGGAGAUUGAGAUCUGCACGAAAACUACCAGGCUGAUCCGGUUCGACCGAGCUGAGUCGUGCACGCUGGGCUACGGAUUCUCAGUGUCUGUCAUGGACGAGGACAGCACCCAGCGGCUUCACAUCACUGACGUCAAAGAGCGAGGGCUUGCCUCCACUAAAGGUCUCCGAUCCGGUGAUGAGAUCCUCCUACUGAACGGCAAAUCGGCCGCCGCCCUGCAGAUGGACGACAUGCGGGCGGCGUUCGCCUGCCAGGCCUUAACACUGAGCGUGGGGGCCAUACCACGCCUGGAUCCCGCCAAACUGUGCCCUCCGCCGCCACCCCGACGUUCAGACUCAGAACGUGGUGGGGACACUACCACCGACAUCUUCUCGCAAGACCAAGAGGACAUCCUAGACGACGUAUCUGGUCUGACGGUGGACGACAGUUUGGAAGAAGGGGCGCUACUGAGUCCUGGAGAUGCUCCCGAAGAGAAGAUCUUUGCACUGAAGAACAAGGAGCAGUCGUCCUCUCUCCACCAGCGCGGGCCCCGCGACGCUGAGUGUCAGAUGUCGUAUUCCGUUUCUUCGUCGUCGUUGUCUUCUUCCUCGUCGUCGCUGUCUCCCAGCCCGGUGUCCGCCCUGCCGCCGUUCUGCGCUCAGCGGCAGCUCUCGCAUGCAGACAAGCUACGCAAGGUCAUCAAUGAGCUGGUGGACACGGAGAAGACUUACGUCAAAGAUCUACGUUGCCUCAUUGAGUGUUACUUGACACCGCUGCAGAAAGAAAGCUUCCUCACGCAGGACGAGCUGGACAUUCUGUUUGGCAACCUGGACGAGAUGGUGGACUUCCAGGUGGAGUUUCUCAGGACGCUGGAGGAUGGAAUCAGACUGGUUCCGGAUCUGGACAGAUUGGAGAGAGUAGAGCAGUUCAAGAAAGUGCUUUUCUCCUUGGGCGGCUCAUUCCUUUACUAUGCCGACCGCUUCAAGAUCUACAGCGCCUUCUGCGCCAGCCACACAAAGGUGCCCAAGGUUUUGGCAAAAGCCAAGACGGACCCAGACUUUAAGGCGUUCCUGUCUGAGCGGAACCCCAAGCAACAGCAUUCCUCCACACUGGAGUCGUACCUCAUCAAACCCAUCCAGAGGGUCCUCAAGUACCCUCUGCUUCUCAGGGAGCUCUUCUCCCUCACGGACCCUGACAGCGAUGAACACUAUCACCUGGACAUGGCCAUGAAGGCGAUGAACAAGGUGGCGAGUCACAUCAACGAGAUGCAGAAGCUCCACGAGGAAUUCGGCGCAGUCUUCGAUCAGCUCAUUGGCGAGCAGAAGGAGGUGGGUGACCUCUCCAUGGGGGAUCUGCUCAUGCACUCCAGCGUGGUUUGGAUCAACCCGCCCGCCUCUUUGGGAAAGAGCAAGAAAGACCCAGAAUUGGCAGCCUUUGUGUUCAAAACCGCUGUGGUGUUUGUGUACAAAGACUCAUCCAAGCAUCGGAAGAAAGUGGGCGGUUCUCACAGAGUGUCCAUGAACGACGACCGGGAUCCUUUCCGCUUCCGUCACAUGAUCGCCACCCACUCGCUGCAAGUCCGCACCAUUGCAAACUCUGAGGGCACUGCCAUGUGUGAAAUAGUUCACACCAGGUCGGAAUCGGAAGGACGACCAGAAAGGAGCUUCCAGUUAUGCUGCAGUUCUGCGGAGAGCAAGAAAGAUCUCCUGAAGGCCGUGCACUCCAUCCUCAGGGAGAAGCAGAGGCGGCAGCUGCUCAAGACGGAGUCGCUUCCCCUCAGCCAACAGUACGUCCCUUUUGGGGGCAAGCGACUCUGCGCCCUCAAGGGGGCGCACAGGCCCGCCGUCAACCGAGCAGCUUCGGCCCCGUCCCGCUCACUGGCUCGCAGGAAGCUGCUACGAAACCGCUUCACCAUCGACACGGACCUGGUCUCGGACACCGAGGCGGUCUCGAACAACAACAACCACCGCCGCCGGGACUCUGACCCCGCGGCGGCAGCCCCCCUUGGCGCCGAAACCUGGCCCCAACGGUCGUACGACCUCGGGCCAUACGAGGAUGGCGGCAAGUUGAAGGAGACGGACAUUCUGAGCGACGACGACGACUACUGCAAGGCGCCGCGCGCGGCCGAGCAGGUCACCGAACUGGACGCUAAGAUGGACGCCAUGGAGAUCCGCGGCGUGCUCAAAGCGUGCGCCGCCCAGCGUGGGCCCGAGCGCGACGCCGUGUGGGUGCGCAGGGACGACUUCGGCUGCAACAGCGACGUCUUCUGACGUCGACGCUCGGCCAGUUUUUUCGGUACGCCCGCGUCAAUGCUGGGUGCCGUUCGUACCUUCUCCCCUCCGUGAGGAUUGUUAAUGGAGAGCCCCUUUUUCACUUUAAUACAAAAAUCCUGUUGGUUUUAGUAUUUUGUCACCUCGGUUCUCGUUGAUAUGCUCUGUUAGAGCACUGCCGAUUUUCAAAGGUACUUGAUCCUGCUGGUUUUUAGUUAUACAAAAUGGCCUAGGUCAGGGAUCGGCAACCCGCGGUUCCAAGGCGGCUCUUUGGACCUUCUGGUGCAGCUCAGUUUUAUAUUAAAUCAAUUUAUUCUAGGUCUUGCAGGAUUUAACAAAGACGUUUAACUUCCUUUUAAGUGGCAGAUCAAGUCAGAAUUACUGUUUUGUGUCUUGACAGAAGACUCAAGCAAGUAAUUAAUUCACCAACUAUGUAAAGUCCUGAUUGCAACUGGGAAGAUGUACCCGCAAGCCUUCAUUCUAUUCAGAGGCGCAAAGACUUCAUAAAAUACCAAAUUGUUCAACGAGGCUAAAAUCUUUCAUGUCAAAUAUCCACCACAAAAUAUAUGGCGGAAAACACUGAGGUGACUUAAAGUUCCACUCUUAGACCCCAAUGUAGCCAAACUCAAAAGUGCCCGAUAUGCAUGUGUGAUACAUCAAUGGAAAGGUUAAAAUCUUAAUUUUCUGGGGGAAGAAAAUUUUUGAACUGGAGGACAUUUAAAAUAAAAAAUAAAUUUUAAACAGCAAAACCCUAUCUGGAGGUGAGAGCAUGCGAGAACAGAAUUACAGACGCCAUGACUUUAACGAGAUAUUAUCGCGUACUUACCUUGUUUCAAUCCAAAAACUACAUGUGGCAUGUAUCACCGAGUGUCAAGACAAAGCUUUGAAUGGCUACAGCUGGAUUUUAUGGGGAUUCUAUGGGUGAAACAUGGAAAUAUAACAAGGGUUGCGAUGCAGAAAUCGCUUACAUCAAGGAGUGGUUGAGAUGUUCUAUUUCAUAUAUUUACCCUUUUAAACUUUUUUUUUUUUUUAUUCUUUGUUUGGAUCGAUUAUUUAUCAUUUAAAUUAUCGGAGAAAAUGUGACAGUAAAAAAAAAAAAAUGCAAUUAAGCGAUAGUUAUGAGGUAGAUAUCCGUGACUUUUUUACAGACACCAUUUUUUUCAUUGUGACGUCAUUUGUUUAAAAUAUGCGAGUAAAAAUGUUUUUAAAGUUUUUUUUUUAAACAAAAUAUUAGAGAUCAAUUGAUGAUUCUAAGCUAAAAAUGGCAGACAUUUUUAAUAAUAAAUAUAAUUACUUACCAUCGUUUUAUGGCUGGGUUGAAACAAAGCAAACAAAAUGGACAAAUUAAAAAUAGUUUGGGGGCUUAAUGCGCCAUGAAUCUGCUAUGGCAGCGUAUAAACACAUUGUUCUAUCAAACAUAACAGUGGUUUUGGCUUAAAACAGCAGUUUCUUUUAAGAUGAGUGCAAGAGCAGAAACUGCUUUUUCAGUGUUGUCCGUGUUUUCCGCCAUAUAUAAUUAUAUUUAUACACCCACAUACACAGUAAAUCUGAGGCAAUCAGUUCAAAAGUCAAUAUGGGCAUGCGGCGCCCAGUGAUGACUAUUUUGCCGAAACUGGGUCGAAAUGGCUUUUUGAGUGUUAAAGUUGCCGACCCCUGGCCUAGGUGGCUAACAUCAGUCACCCUCAAACUUUGGCGAUACUGCAAAGAAACAAGCCAAUAUAUUUCAUUUUAAGAGCCUGAUUGAUUUCUAAGGGGUCAUUCAGCAACAAAAAUCUGUAUGAUAGAAAUAUUUAGGGAUGCAAAAUGGCAGACAACUGUUACGUUGACGUGAAGCAAGAACCCCAUUGAAACUGUUUACCAGCAAUUGAUUUUUAGCACUACAAGAUAACAUAUUUUUAGGGCCCUAAAGUCUAUUUUUCCACACAAAACCUUUGAACUCGUCUAUUUUUAGGACCCCUUUGGGGUUUUAUUUUAUUAGCACUCAAGGGCUGAGCGUUGCUCACUUUACGCUGCGGGAGGUUCUCAGCCACAGUUGAUGGUCAGACGGUCUAGAAGUUUCAAAUGUUAAGUAUUGGUACAAAAUGUUUGUAAAAUUAGAGUUGGAUUAGGGUUGGGCAUCAAGUAUCGAUGGAACUAUCACUCCGGUUCUCCCGGAACCGUUCAAAUUUUUUAAAAUUUUGAUUCCAAGUUUCAAUACCCUGACCGCCGACCGUGAGAAAUCGCUGCCAAACACCAUGUAGAAAAAGCCAUAUUUAGACUAGAAGUGGCUAGUUUAGCUUGGCACAAAAACGACAACAAAGUAACACAGUAAACACACCGAAAUGAUAUGGUGUUAUACUUGUAUAGCACUUUUCCACCUUUCAAGGUGCUCAAAGCACUUUACACUAUAUUGCCAUCUACCUACUGGUGACGCAGCACCAGGAGCAAUGUGGGGUUCAGUAUCUUGCUCAAGGAUAAUUAGGCGAGUUUAUCAGGGCAGAGAAUCGAAACCACAAUCUCUGGUUUGGAGGACAACUACUCUACCACUGAGCCACGCCACCCCACAUAGAUACCCUCUGUUAAAACGUGCAAAUUUAUAGUUUUUUUUUUCUUUUCUCAAGGGUUCCCAAUGGUGUGUAGUGCAGAGGUGAUGUGUAGCGUCUACACCUCAAGGAUACCUUUCCAACUAAAGUAAUAACUUUUUGCCUGCUGCUUCCAGUGAGUCACCACUAGGGAAAGCCAAGCGCACAUAGCAAAUCCAAAGAAAAACUGUAGAGUCCGGAGUUUCCAUAGUGACAUCUUGUGGACGGAUGAACAAUAUAUCAGUUUAGAAAGAUAUCAAACUUAAAAAGUAGUUAACUUAAGAUGAAGGGACAAAACACUCCCAGCCUGCCAUCUGCAAGAUGUCAACCCUUACCUAACUUGGCAGAAAUACCACCUAAAUCAAACGAUGCAUUACAAUAAAUGCCUGCAGCAUAAGACACUCUAAAACAUAGGCAAAAUACUAUGUGUAAGUGUUUUCUCCGUGAAAAUUUGAAAAAUUAACAUCUUUGUGAAAGUGCACUCCUGUGGUAAGAAACUUCAUCAUAUUCAAGUUCAAAGACUGAUAUUUAUAUACAAGUUACCGCUUUUGGUAUAUACUUCCUUAAUCUAAGUACAUGUAAGGCCGAGACUUGAAUGGAACAACACUUCUUUAUUCAGCGUGCUUCUCAGCAUAUGUGUCACCGACAUUUCACAGAGAUUCCUUUUAUACUGUAAUACCACACCCACAGUAAGUGCAUACUAUGGCAACAGCCGUGUGACAUAAAUAUGUCACAUCUCAAAAAUAGCCCUGUGAGAAAUUCAUAGCAGUUAAUUGAAAGUUCAUAUAGUUUAAAAAAAAUAAUCCAAGCAUUUUUUUUACCCUGCCUUUUAAAAGAAUUGGAAUCGAGAAUCAUUUGGAACCGGAAUUGAAACGUGGAAUCGAUGCCCAACCCUAGUUAGAAUAGACUUGAUUGCUGUUCUGCUGCCGUGGUUACAAGGACAACAUUUUUUCCAUACUCACCGAUGGGAUUAUAAAUCGAUAUGAACAAUUUCGAUUGGAAUGGGCUUGAUCGGGUUAGAAUAUUCCGAAUGGGGCUUUUUAUUUGAAUCUGAAUAAAUGUGUCCAUGUAAACGUAGCCAUCUUUUUACAAUACAGCCAAUUUACAAAAAACUGCUUGAUUCGGAAUCGAAACGAGCCAGCCGUGAAGGAACUGAAACAAGAAGCCGAACUAGCGCUAGCUAACAGCUUCAAUACACGGACUAUGAAGUCCAUGUUGUAUUGGGCUAACAGCGAAUGAUACAAACAGGAAAAGCAACCUAACAAAAUAAAAGCAGUAACAGAGCUAAACUAGACACAAUGUCAAAUAGACGUUCACAAAAAGGUCAUGGCUGAAAAUCCCAUUGAGCCAAAGAAAUAAAAAUGGGUUGUUGACACUUGCCAAAACUUAAGCAGUCAAUAUUUAUUUGUAAGUAAGAAGCUACUACCGUAAUUUUUGGACUAUAAGGAGCACCUGACUAUAAGCCGCAUGCCACAAAUUUGACUCGAAAACAAUGUCUGUUGAUAGAUAAGCCGCACCAACUAAAUGUAACAAAAAAAACUGUUCAUGUAUAAGCCGCACUGGAUGAAAAGCCACAAGGAUUGUCACACCAGGCGACUACUGUUGUUGUGAUACUAUAAUAUUUAAAACUUGAUAUCCAUACAAAAAAAAAAAAAAAACUAAAUUCCAUUUUCGAUACGACAUUAAAAAAAAAAUUGGGAACUCUUUCAGAGUCAUUGCAGUCUUUUGGCUCAUGAAAAUUAAAAAUAUAAGAGUUUAUGACAAGUAGACGUCCAAUCCAUCUGAAGUGGAAGGGGGUCAAGCAAAUGAACAUUCAUUCAACAUUCAAAUUGCAGUCAACCAGUUAACAAGGAAAAUGAAAAAAUACCCUCUAUUACUAUUGAGAGUCGUGCAGAAUCAAAUUUACCCCAUGACAACAAAAUUCUCUUAACCUGUGGUAGCCCAAAAACUAUUAACUGAGUAAUCACAUAUUGUAUCCCGAUAGAACAUUUCAGUAUCAAUACAAUUCAGUACUUUUAAUAACCCUACUAAAGACAUACACCUAAUUGGCCUGCAAAAUCCACAUGUAAAAUGCACAGGACUAUAAACUGCUGGGUGCAAGGCGGAGGGAAAAAGUGGCGGCUUAUAGUCCAGAAAUUACAGUAGUUAUGAGUCCAUUAGCUACAAUUGAACUUUAAGGGAACUCCAAAUUAAGGUACUUUUUCCACAAAUUGCUGCCUAAAAUCGAGUCAACAGAAAAAUAACAACAAAAAAAGGAAGCCGACAACUGUAAAAAUAAAGCAAUAAUAGCGCACCAUCAGUCACAGAAUGUCUGAGGCAAUUUAAUUGGUUCACAAAAAGGCCUAAGAACAAAAACAGGUAUCAAUACGAGCUAAAUCUAGCCUAGUGAUAUUUUAUGCCAGGUAUAUAUAGAUAUAUUUCUGUUAUGUAGUUAAAUCCCGAACGCCAAUGUCCAUAAAUAAACCACGCUACCCGAACACUAAACCGCAAUCCUCCUUUACUUGAAAACCGCUCCUUGCAGUUACUCCUUUUGUCCACCAGACGCCACUGUUUCACUGCUUGUCGUCUGCACUUCACAACAGCGUGAAAGUGAGCCAUGUACGCUUGUUGGAGUUUUCGUCUUUUUGUACAAAAUAAUUGUGAUGCAGUUUUUAGCAGGUUAGUCAUGGGACCGUGAGACACAAUCAAACGCGUGUCCCUUUCUACUCGUCUUUGUACUUUUUGCUACACAACGCACGUGGAGUGUUAUCCUUUGUAUGACAGCAACAACAAUAAACUUUAUACAUUUACACUUUUUCUAUGUGUCCAAUUUUUGGAUUUUUAUUUCACUCAAUGAAAAAAUAAAAUGUAUUUUGAUGGGAAAAUUGGCCUUUUCCAUGAGUGAACAUGCUAAAUAUUUAUCAUAUGUGCAUGCGUGCAAUAUUGUGUAUCUGUGUAGUUUGCAGUUGUAUUUCUCAAGAGAUAAUCUGACAUCUGGCGCGUAACCUGAA
Messenger RNA from Corythoichthys intestinalis (scribbled pipefish), 12274 nucleotides. RefSeq names its product TIAM Rac1 associated GEF 1a (gene tiam1a). The transcript has 29 exons. The record is from RefSeq and is a predicted model, not a curated record. Gene Ontology annotation, molecular function: protein binding; guanyl-nucleotide exchange factor activity. Lineage: Eukaryota; Metazoa; Chordata; Actinopteri; Syngnathiformes; Syngnathidae. Gene Ontology annotation, biological process: activation of GTPase activity; positive regulation of axonogenesis; small GTPase-mediated signal transduction. Bases 2026 to 6723 code for a protein of 1565 amino acids. Gene Ontology annotation, cellular component: plasma membrane; cytosol; synapse.